Oryzias latipes (Japanese medaka) is the source of this 2900-nucleotide messenger RNA. RefSeq names its product myosin phosphatase Rho-interacting protein. Gene Ontology annotation, cellular component: actin cytoskeleton. Gene Ontology annotation, molecular function: actin filament binding. NCBI's taxonomy places the organism in Eukaryota, Metazoa, Chordata, Actinopteri, Beloniformes, Adrianichthyidae. The record is from RefSeq and is a predicted model, not a curated record.
CGUUACGUCAGACAACGUGACCAUGACGACAGGCGUCCUCGGUUUGACAGAUGUUCCUUCGGGAUCCGCCGCUCACUCGAUGCGGAGCGGCAGAGCAGCGGAGCGGCUGAAGGUUGGAGUUUUCACCGCGAAGCAGCGAGCCAUGGCCGGGGGGAAGACUUCCGGUUCCUGCAGCAGGUUCCAGGCCAACAUCUUCAACAGAAACAAAUGUCAGAACUGCUUCAAGGCGCGCGAGCUGCAUCUGCAGAAUGAGCUGGAAAUGGAGCGCGCGAAGCCCGUCUACGGAGGCUGGCUGUGUUUGGCUCCCGAGGGGACGGACUUUGACAACCCGGUGCAGCGGUCCAGGAAAUGGCAGCGGCGCUUCUUCAUCCUCUUUGAGAACGGCGGGCUGAGCUUCGCGCUGGACGAGCUGCCCGGCACUCUGCCGCAGGGCGCCGUGGACAUGCUCGCCUGCACGGACGUCUGCGACGCCGAGCCCCGCACGGGCCAGAAAAACUCCCUCUGCAUCGCCACCCCGGAGCGGGAGGUGUUCAUCCGCGCCGACAGCAGAGAGAUCAUAAACGGGUGGAGCGAGCAGCUGUGCGUCUUUGUGCGGACCAACAAACAGAACCUCAAGAAGAAACGCAAGGUUGAGCCCGUGGCCAAUCAGGAGCCCAGUCCAGCGAAGGUGGCUGCCACCGGGGCCUCCUUCCCAGGCUCUGACAGGGACGCGGCGCACCGCAGAGGGCCGGACCCCACUCCAGCCUGGACCAAGCCCCCGGGUCCUGAGUGGACCCCCGCAGGCACGUCAUCCUCCUUCCUGGACCCGCUCGGCGCCGAUCGCAGCCCAAACCGCCCAGCGGACCAGCAGAGAAGGCGGGACGCCUCUUCUGAGCGGCCGGAUGGCACCAGGACGGGGCAGGAAGGAGGGGCAGCCGUGUGCCGGCAGGGCAGGACAGAGACCCGCCCCGGAAAACGAGAGAAGCUGCCGUCGUGUGGAGACACAGCCCAGCUCCGCGCCCCCCCUCCCCAAAGGAGAGCCAAGUCUCUGGACCGCCGGACGUCAGACACCGUCAUGACGCCGGAUCUGUUGAACUUCAAGAAAGGCUGGAUGGUGAAGCUGGAAGGAAAUGGCGUGUGGAGGAAGUUCUGGUUUGUGUUGACCACGGACAGCCUGAGGUACUUCAAGGACUCUCUGGCUGAGGAGACCUCCGACCUGGAAGGAGAAAUGGACUUGACCAACGUCUUGAAGGUUUCCGAGUAUGAGGUGCAGAGGAACUACGGCUUCCAGAUCCACACCGCCAAGGCCGUCGUCACGCUCUCGGCCAUGACGGCGGGGAUUCGAAGGAACUGGAUCCAGGCGCUGCUGCGGAACGUGCAUCCGGCCAACGCCCCCGAUGUGGCCAGUGUGCCGGCCCUCCAGGCCCCCCGCUCCCACCCUGAGGUCCUCCCCAAACCCGACGUGACGCAGGACUCUGCCGCAGGGAGAGCGCCGCAGCCCGCCGCCAAGAGCGUGGCAGAAAAACGGGGUAAAGGUCGCUACAAAACUUUUGACUGGGCUGAGUUCUGGCCCCAGAGCCGGCCGGAGGGGCUGCUGGGAAACCGGCCUCCCAGCUUCAUGGAGCUGGGAGACCUGGAGAGGCAGAGGAGGAGGGAGGAGAGGAGGAAGAGGUACGAGAGCACACUGGGCGUCUCCCUGCGGCGGGAAGACGGCGAGCAGGAGACCCGAGACGUGUCGGCAAAGCUGCAACAGGAGGAGAUCGAGGAGUUCUGGAGGCUGGUGGAGAGGAGCGCGCUCAGACCGGACAAAACCGUCCCGCUGGGCGCCGCAGAAGCAAACGCUGCGGAGACGGAGAAGCUGCUGAGGAGCUGCAUGAAGGCGGAGUGCCACCUGAAAGUGUUGGAGGAGCUGCAGUGUCUGCACCAACUGGAGGUGGAGCGCCUCCUGAUGGAGGGAGGCAGACUGCUGGAGGAGGAGAGCGUUGCCACGGCGACUGCGAUCCAAGCCAUCGAGAGGGCUCACCGCCAGGAGCUGCAGGAGCUCCAGCAGAAGUCCGAAUGGGAGCGCAGAGACCCGCCGCUGGGGGACGCUUACCGGCAGCACAGGGAGGAGCUGGCCUCCUGCCAGCGGGAGCUUGGCGUUCUGUCCCAGCAGUUCUCCAUGAAAUGUCUGGAGAACCGGCAUCUGAUCCAGGCGCUGGACGCCGAGAGGAAGGCUUUGAGCCAGUGCCAACAGGAGAACCAGCACCUACAAAGCAGAAACCAGGAGCUGAGUGGACAUCUGGCUGGAGAAAUCACCAGACUGUGUUCGCUCGCCAAACCAGAGUCGCUGCCGCCCAGCCCGGAGACGGACGUGUACGAGAUGGAGGUCACCCUGCGAGUGAAAGACUCUGAGGUUUGUUAUCUGAAGCGGGAGAUAACGUCCCUGAAGGACAAACUGCUGUCGACUCUGAAGGAGGCGUCUUACAAAGCAGCUGCAGCCACAUUUACAGAAAACUAUUGACCCGAAUCCAGCUUUACGACCCAUCUCAGGAACAGAGGAGCACAAGCAAGAAGAACAAGGAUAUGCAUGAAGAGCUGAGCGCGCUCAGAGCAAAGGCUGGAGAGCUGAGCGCGCUCAGACUAAAGGCUGAAGAGCUGAGCGCGCUCAGACCAAAGGCUGAAGAGCUGAGCGCGCUCAGACCAAAGGCUGAAGAGCUGAGCGCGCUCAGACCAAAGGCUGGAGAGCUGAGCGCGCUCAGAGCAAAGGCUGAAGAGCUGAGCGCGCUCAGACUAAAGGCUGAAGAGCUGAGCGCGCUCAGACCAAAGGCUGAAGAGCUGAGCGCGCUCAGACUAAAGGCUGGAGAUCUGAGCGCGCUCAGACUAAAGGCUGGAGAUCUGAGCGCGCUCAGACUAAAGGCGGAGCAACCAUCAGCACUAAA